AUGGAGGCUGCUCAGAUCCUGCAGCGACAGGAGACCAGGGCGUGGGGUGAGGGGAACGGGUGGCAGGAUGGGAGCGGGCACUAGGCCUUGCGAAACGUCCCCACUCCCACAGCCUGCAAACCAAGCAUACAGGCACGUCAAUGCACUCGCUAUAGCCGGGACCUAGACCCUCUGGGAAAUCAGGGCCUUAAAACGAGACCCCUUGAGAAGCACCAACAACCAGCACUUCCAUUUUCUGACCCUCCUUUAGCUCCAGCGGUAGCGGAGGCUGAUUGUGGUUGGUAUUCGAAUGGCUCAGAAGUGGCCCCUCCUUACUUGCCCUGUCGAUUUCAGGGCGCUGUAGCAGCCGGCGAGGCCCAUCUCACUAUGAUCCCCGAGAAGAUGCGGCAGCUGCUGCCGGAGGUGGAGCUGGAUCCCAGCGUUAUCUCCGUCCUGCUCUGCAGCUCCACCGUGGCCUUCCUGGUGCUCAAGUGGAUGGUGAAGAAGCUGGUGGAGCAGAGGAUGCGGGAGGCAAGGAGGAACCGAGUGCGCGCCCUGGGACAGAUGGAAGAAGCUGUCCAGCAGUUCAAACAAGAGAACGCAGAGGUACAGGCCAGUCUCAUCCUCUCUCUGCCGCUUGUUGAGCUGGUCAAGAAACUGAAUGAAGGUUCCCUGUCACCAGAGAGCGUCCUCUACACGUACAUGGACAAGGCCUUAGAAGUGAACCGGGACGUGAACUGUGUGACGGAUUUUAUUCAGGAGUGUGUGCACCUGCUCCAGGAAGUGAGGACACAAAAGGAGAAAGGGUUGUUGUAUGGAGUUCCCGUCAGUAUCAAGGAUCCCAUUGGAUACGAGGGUCACGUCUCCACCUGUGGCUUGGGACAGUACCUCGGCUACCCGGAGCAAGAGGACAGCGUCUUAGUGAAGGUGCUGAAGAAGCAGGGGGCCAUUCCGUUUGUGAAAACCAACAUCUCCCAGUGCUUGAUCAACUACGACUGCAGCAACUUGAUCUUCGGCCAGACGGUGAAUCCGCUGAACCACCAGAAAAGCCCCGGCGGCUCCUCCGGAGGGGAGGGGGCGCUGAUCGCCGGAGGAGGCUCCGUCCUGGGCUUUGGGACAGAUAUAGGUGGGAGCAUCCGCCUGCCGUCCAGCUUCUGCGGGCUGUGCGGGCUCAAGCCGACGGGCAACAGGCUGAGCGGCCCUGUCAGUUACGUCCAAACAGUUACAGGAAUGGUCGGGCCAAUGGCGAGGGACGUGGAUAGCCUGGCUCUGUGCAUGAGAGCGCUCCUGUGUGACGACAUGUUCCGCCUGGACCCCACCGUGCCACCCCUGCCCUUCAACGAGGAGGUGUACUCCAGUUCCACUCCCCUUCGGAUCGGGUACUACGACACAGACGGCUAUUUCCUGCUACCUCCUUGCAUGAGACGGGCUGUGCAUGAAACCAGGACGUUGCUGCAGGAGGCUGGACACAUGCUGAUCCCGUUCAUCCCCCCGCGGAUCGACUACGUCAUGAACGAGCUCUUCAUGAAGGGCCUCUUUGCCGAUGGCGGCGCUGCUUUACUUGAGAAAUUUGAACUGGACACUGUGGAUCCCAACUCCUGCUCCCAGAUCAAUUGCUACAGACUCCCCUUUCUCCUGAAGAAGAUUCUGGCUUUCCUCACCAAACCGCUGUUCCCUCGAUUCUCCAGUUAUUUGAAUGCACUGUGUGGAGUGUGGUCGCCGAAAGAAUUCUCGGAGCUGCAUGCUGCAUUGAUGAUAUACCGACGGGAAUUCCUGUCCAGAUGGAGAAACCUGGAUCUGGAUGUCAUCCUGUGUCCUGUGUUAGGCCCUGCCUUCACCCUGGGGUAUCCUGGGAGACUCAUUGCUGCUGUUUCCUCUACCAUGCUGUACAACGUCUUAAACUUCCCCGCGGGGGUUGUGCCGGUCACCACCGUUACGGAGGCUGAUGAGGAAAAUCUGAAGCAUUACACAGGGCACUACGGUGACCCCUGGGAUAGGAGACUGAGGCAGGCUGUGGAAGGAGCCGUGGGGCUGCCCGUGGCGGUGCAGUGCGUGGCUCUGCCAUGGCAGGAGGAGCUGUGCCUUCGGUUCAUGAAGGAGGUGGAGAGACUGGCCCAGGGGCAGAAAAAGCAAACUGAGGAUAACUUACAGCGUGGAGGAUCCCGGGCUGAUGUGGCAAGUGAUCUGCAGAAUGAUGUGCAUACAAAGGGGCAAAGUGAUGUGCAAGCGCAAGCAUCCCGCAUGACCGUGCAAACGAACAUACUAAUGGAUGUGCAAAGAACACUAGCUCAAACUGAUCUGGUCACUGACGUGCAAACGGAUGUGCAAAAAACAGGAUCUCAAACUGAUUUGUUAGCUGAUGUUCAACUGCACGUGCACCCACAGUCCUCUGGCCCUGACGUGCAACCGGACGUGCAAACACAACUAGCCCAACCUGACACUGAAACACAGCCAUGCCCACCUGAGACGCAAACACAGACUUCCCAACCUGAGGUGCAAACACAACUAACCCAACCUGAUGUGCAACCUGAGGUGCAAACACAACUAACCCAAUCUGACGUGCAACCUGACGUGGAAACACAACUAACCCAACCUGACGUGCAACCUGACGUGCAAACACAACCAACCCAACCUGAUGUGCAAACACAGCCUUCCCAAUCUGAUGUGCAAACCCAACCAACCCAACUUGACAUUGAAACACAACCACCCCACCCUGACGUGCAACCUGAUGUGCCAACUGCCUAA
Molecule: messenger RNA, 2724 nt
Organism: Emys orbicularis (European pond turtle)
Lineage: Eukaryota; Metazoa; Chordata; Testudines; Emydidae
Product: vitamin D3 hydroxylase-associated protein-like
Biological process (GO): fatty acid catabolic process
Molecular function (GO): fatty acid amide hydrolase activity; amidase activity
Source: RefSeq, a predicted model, not a curated record